Molecule: messenger RNA, 1084 nt
Organism: Acomys russatus (golden spiny mouse)
Lineage: Eukaryota; Metazoa; Chordata; Mammalia; Rodentia; Muridae
Product: olfactory receptor 5G3-like
Exons: 2
Coding region: 106-1050 (314 amino acids)
Biological process (GO): sensory perception of smell; G protein-coupled receptor signaling pathway
Cellular component (GO): membrane
Molecular function (GO): G protein-coupled receptor activity; olfactory receptor activity; odorant binding
Source: RefSeq, a predicted model, not a curated record
AAGGAUUUUUAAUUAAAUAUUUCCAGUUGUCUAUAAUAAAUUUAUUGAUGACAAUCUUCCACUGAUUUCAAAUAUCACUUGACUAAGUUUGAUCCCAACUGAUGAAUGGAGGAAAAGAAUCAGACUGCAGUGCUGGAGUUUCUCUUCCUUGGCAUCACAGAUGACCUCCAUCAGAAGAUUGUCCUCUUCAUCAUGUUUUUCUUUGUUUAUCUUGUUACCCUUGGGGGUAAUGUGGGUGUAAUCACUCUCAUAUGGGAGGACCCCAGUCUGCACACUCCUAUGUACUUUUUCCUCAGCCACCUGUCCUUUGUAGAUGCGUGCUCCUCUUCUUGUGUAGCUCCCAAAAUGCUAUUUGACAUUUUUAUAGAGAACAAAGCCAUCUCUUUCAUGGGCUGUGCAGCACAGAUGUGGUUCUUUGGUCUCUUUGUGGCAACUGAGUGUCUUCUCCUGGCUGCUAUGGCAUAUGAUCGAUAUGUAGCCAUCUGUAAGCCCUUGCUGUAUACACUCAUUAUGUCCCAGCAUGACUGUGUAUUGUUGGUUAUUGGGUCAUAUGUAAUUGCUAUUAUAAGUACAAUGACCCACACAAUUUUAACCUUUUAUUUACCAUUCUGUGGUCCAUAUAUUAUCAACCACUUCUUCUGUGACAUUUCCCCAUUGUUGUCUCUAGCGUGUACAGACACUAAGAUCAACAAGUUGGUACUUUUUGUCCUGGCUGGAGCAGUAGGUGUGCUCAGUGGUCUGGUCAUUGUGGUCUCCUACGUAUGCAUCUUGCUCACAAUAUUGAAGAUUCAGACAGCCAACGGCAAACAAAAAGCUUUCUCAACCUGUUCCUCUCACUUGGCAACUGUCUCUAUUCUGUAUGGGACUCUUUUCUUCAUCUAUGUUCGACCCAAUGCCGGUUCCUCCCUGGAUAUUAAUAAAGUGAUCUCCUUAUUUUAUACUGUGGUGAUCCCCAUGUUGAAUCCCCUCAUCUACAGCUUGAGGAACAAAGAGGUGAAAGACGCAUUCAGGAGAAUACUGGAGCGGAAGCACUUUCUAUUAGGUGCCUAAGAGAAUUUUCUCUGUGUCAUACCUAGGUGUGGGA